Trichomonas vaginalis G3 is the source of this 204-nucleotide messenger RNA. RefSeq lists its product as uncharacterized. The coding region runs from base 1 to 204 and encodes 67 amino acids. NCBI's taxonomy places the organism in Eukaryota, Parabasalia, Trichomonadida, Trichomonadidae. The record is from RefSeq and is a predicted model, not a curated record. The transcript has a single exon.
AUGAAGACAAACAUGCAACAAAUGACACAUCAUGUUUAUGCAGCUGCAUUCAACUUCGGUCGCAAGGUUGUUGAGUCUGAGUUCACGUAUCAAAUCGAGGGAUACAUCUUAGAAGCAGAGUACAAGGCAACAAUUCUUCAAGCAUGGGACAAUUCAGUUAAAUAUCCAAACAGGAAAGGAUCUAAUAAACUUUAUUUCACUUAA